Molecule: messenger RNA, 1811 nt
Organism: Jatropha curcas
Lineage: Eukaryota; Viridiplantae; Streptophyta; Magnoliopsida; Malpighiales; Euphorbiaceae
Source: RefSeq, a predicted model, not a curated record
AUGAUAGCCCGCCCUGUAAUGUUGGCAUUGACUAUCCUUCUAUUUGAUAAUACAACCGCUCUUAGAGAACCUGUUUAUCGGUUAUGUUGGAGGAAACGGGAUAUUGAACCGGUUCCAAGUUUGAAAUUGGAGAUAUUCAAGUUGAAUAAUUCAAAGGGUAGUUUAGCAGGGCCAAACUCUGAACCAAUACCAGUUCAGACACCACCAGUCCAGCAACCAAAAUUAUUAGAAAGAACAAAAAGAAAAAACGUAAAGAAAGAAACAAUUUUAAUUGGACCAGUAUUUGGUGGUGUAUUAUUUCUUGCUUUUAUCAUUUGUUUCUUUGUUUUUAAUCAGAGGAGGAGAGGAAAGAAGGACUCGAUUAUUACCAAGGCCAAAUCCUUUCGAGUCCCUUUUCCUCACACUUCAAGAUCCACGACCAGAAAUUCUGCUCCAAAUCCUUCUAAUCAAUUCCGUCGGUUCUCAAUUUUCGAAAUUGAAGUAGCCACAUCCAAAUUCGACGACGAAUUCGUUAUUGGCUCCGGUGGAUUUGGAAAUGUCUACAAAGGAUCCAUCGAUGAUGGCGCCUUUACUGUCGCAAUCAAGCGAUUACAUUCAUCAUCAAAACAGGGAGCUCGCGAGUUCAAAACAGAAAUCCAGAUGCUUUCCAAGCUCCGUCACACGCAUCUUGUGUCUCUAAUAGGAUACUGUGAUGAUCCAGGCGAGAUGAUUCUAGUAUACGAGUUCAUGCACCGCGGGACUCUCCGUGAUCAUCUCUACAAAACCAAAAACCCUCCUCUUAAAACCAAAAAAAAACCCUCCUCUUCCAUGGAAGCAAAGACCUACAGAUCUGCAAUCGGAGCUGCACAUGGACUGCAAUCAAAUCUCCAUAAAGGUGCGAAACACCCGAUCAUUCCACGCGCGGUCGUCAAGUCAACGAACAUACUGAUAGAUGAGAACUGGGUGGCUAAAGUUUCUGACUUUGGCUUGUCAAGAAUGGGUCCCACUAGCCAGUCCCAAACUCACGUCAGCACUGUUGUCAGGGGUAGUAUUGGGUAUGUAGAUCCAGAGUAUUAUCGUAGGCAACACCUCACUGAAAAAUCUGACGUGUACUCGUUCGGAGUUGUUCUAUUGGAGAUAUUAUGUGCUAGGCCACCUGUAAUUCCAGGAUUGCCCAAAGAGCAAGCGAAUUUAGCUGAUUGGGCUAGAAUCUGCUAUAGAAGAGGUGUACUCGAUCGAAUAAUGGACCCGCACUUGAGAGGUGAUGCUGAUCCUGCCUGUUUGGAGAAAUUUGGAGAGAUUGCGGAGAGCUGUUUGCGUGACAAUGGAGCACAAAGACCUGGAGUUAGCAUUGCAGCUUCAAGAGACGGCAGAGAAGAGUAGAAAUAGUAGUGUUGAGAGUGUGGGUGAAGAGCAGGAAAGUCCAUUGUUGUUGCGUCGGGAAGCUGUUGUAACUACCGAUGAUGAUGAUAUAUUUAGCGUUUCAGGCGAACAAAAGUAGGACUCCAAGAGCACAGUUAGUAGUGGUGAAGGGAGUGAAGGGAGUGCUGCUAAACUUGAUCCUGUUGGAUUUAAGUCUAAGUCUGUAUUUUCGGAAAUUAUGAAUCAAAUGGGAAGAUGAAAAUUGUAGUUAAAUCCAAUUGAUUUAAGUCUCUGGUAUGCUUAUUACAGUCUAUCAAAUUUUGCAUGGUUUUAGAAAGGAAUCCUGAGAGUAAAUGCUGAUGAUCUUUUUCCAAUUUGUAGUUACUAUAAGAAUGGAAAAAAUUUGUUUAUACUCGACAAUGUGCUGUUACAGACAAUAAGACCUGCUCUGUUUUUGAUUUCUUAAAAAA